AUGGCUGCUCGCUUUGCCAAGCUUACGAAAGCUUGGCAGAACCUGAAGCUUAGCAAGAGCCGGCAAGCCAAGGGCAUGCCGUGGCUACGCUGGGAGGAGGAAGAAGAGAGGGAGUGUGAGCCGGGUGCACAGGCUUUGACAUUUAACUGUCAGAUGGUGCGACUUAUGGUUGAGCACCUGCAGCAGCUUACUUUGGUCUCGAUCGAUUUGCUUCAAAAGGUAGAGCAGUUCUAUGAGAACCAGGGGUGGGAUGUGACUCCCUCCCGCAUCUACAAGGACAGCUGGGGCCUUCGGAAGUUGUACUCCUAUGCCCUGAGACGUGAAGCUGAUUGCCACAAGCGAGGGCAAACACCUGCCGGCGAGGCAGUCCAGAAGCUGUUCGAGCUCAUCCGGGAACUCCGGAAUACGCGACUUCAAGCGAAGACAGCAGCCGCUGAGGAGGAAGUGCUUUUUGUGGGCUCUUCGGAAACGAAGGAAAAGAAAGACAAUGACAAGAAUGGCCCGAAGGAGGCUGAUCUUGUUGAUCCGCAGAUGCAGAGGUCGAUGAGAAGUGCGAAGAAGAUACUGAUGGUGAUCGUCAACAUUGUCAGCAACAUGGACCUUGAUUUUUCUCAGGUGGGGUUUAUGUUGGCUGUUAUCCUGAAGCUCAAGCCGGGCAGCAUUAUCCACGCAAGAUCUAUUGACGGAUAUGAAAUGGCCGACAAGCUAGCCCUGGCAUUAUUCCUGGCACAGGCUUUGGGAUUCACGUGGACGGCCGAGCUCCCCUCAUCGGGGCUCCUGCAGCAGCAUCCACGGAAACACCGGCUGCGUUCGAACUCCCGAGCUAUUUUGGUAUUUCAUCCUGCUCGUCUGGCGAAGAAAUCUUCCGUCUACGUCUACAAGAUAAAGAUCUAUUGCAGAAUGUUCCAGAAGGGCACGUUCCAGAAAUGGUGGAGACCAGGUGCCUGGUUUUCCAAGGGCCUCUACACCAUGCCGAGAAAAAAGCCAAAGGCUAAUGCAGCAAAGGCUGUGAAGGAGGAGCCCAAGUCUAUCGAAGAGCAACUCGAGGAUGCAAGACAACUUCUGAAGUCCCUGGAGGCUCGUCGUGAGCAGGAGCAGCUGACAACGCCAGCUGAUGAUCUCGAGGAGGCUGAAGAGCCUCCCAGCAAGAAGCCCCGGCUUCGAAAGAAGAAGUCGAAACGAGGCCUAGAGCGAGUGGUUGACAAGGGGGAAGAUGCCCAGGAUGUUUGGGGCUUCGACACCCCAGGCUACGACAGUCCCACCGAAGGCUGGGACACCAAAGAAGGCUUCGACACUAAAGGCUUCGACACCAAAGGCUUCGACACCCAAGGCUUCGACACCCAAGCCCUCGACACCCAGCACGCCCCAGAACAGACGCCCAAGAAGGCGACACCACGAAAGUCCCUGCUUUCAAGUUUUGACGAAGCUUGUGCCGAGCCUCCCGCAGAAGUCUUGACUCUUCCAGCACCUCGGUCCGACUCCGAGAACGAGGAUGACAACAUGCUGCAGUACGCACUACACAACAUGAUCGAGGUUUCUUCUGCCGAGGAGGACAAGGAUAUCUACGGCACGCCACUGAAGGUCACCGACACCCCGACCGCCGACGAGAAAGAUGCAGUGUCCGUGGACAACUUAUCGAAAGAAGCACUGUCUAAGCUCGAAGCCACGCUGCGACGUUGCUGCAAGCCCGAUCGGAAGGGUGGCCUCAAAGUUCCAGAACAGGUCCACAAGAUGUGGAAACGAGGAGGCUCGUCUCGGAGAGAGCUCCGAAAAGUUCUUUUGGAGUGUGACGGCAAGAAGGAGCUGUUCACGCAGAAGGUGAAGCACACAUACACGCAGAGCAGGAAGGACAAGUACCAGAAGAAGCUUAUUUGGUACUAUUGCGAUAUUGCCUAUGAGGCUGUUCGCUCCGACAAGGACGAGGAGCAGAUGAGCCGAGAGACGGGACUGGGUGAAGCCAGUGUCAGUGACGUGGCUUUGGGACUGGGGGCGAGCCUUCCCAACCUCAACUCCGACGAUGAAGACGAUGUAGAAGCAGAGGAUGAUGAUGAAGAUGAAAAGGAUGAGGAUGCUGAGGAGGGUACGCAGCCAACGGCUAAGCUAGGAAAACGAAAGACCAAGGAGGGUCUGAAUGAUGUGAACGAGGACAGGUUUUCCAAUACGCUUCAGCAAUUGUGCAAUCCUAGAAUUGCUAUAAGUGAUCCUAUUUCGAAGAAACCUAAGACGAAAGCGGAUUUGCUGAAGUCACAGAUCAAAGAACUGGGUGUGAAACAUGAUGAACUCGCCGACAUGAAGUCUGCCUAUGACUGCGACGAGGAGAUUGAUUCCGGGAAGCUGACUAAGCUGAUGGGCCAGAUCAACAAGCUGUCGAGUCGCAUGGCUAUGGAGGAGAACAAAAUCAAGAAGUCACUUGGCUGUCAAAUCAGCAGCUACAUGGAAGUGUUUCUUAUGCUUUCUUGUUAUAAGGUAUCACAUGAGUUGGUUGCCGGGGUGGCACGUGCCGUGGAGUCGGAGAUCAACGAAUCUUUUGGGGAGGAGGCUGCCGCAAAGCUAAAGUCUUACAGGCUUCUUUGCAAGAUGAGUCGUGGGCACCUCACCGGUCAUGCAGCACAGAAGACCCGAGACGCUUUGGCUACUAUGCCAGAAAGCCAGGCACCAAUACCGGUAACCGGAGUUGAUGUUGGCUUGAAGCAGCUUUUUCCGUGUAUUCUGUUUUCUGAUUAUCUUCGGGUGCUAGCUGAUCAGAACAAGCUGAACGUGCUUACAAAAGAUGUCAACCUUGAAGCUUUCUGGGACAAGAUGCAACCGCUGAGACCACAGCAUCCCAUCUUCCAGCUGCCUGCAAGUGCAAGGGCUUGUACCAUUCCACUCUACCUCAUAGGGGAUGAGGGCCGUGGCUACAAGAAGUCAGCUGUUUUCGUGUUGGGGUCAGAAUCACUGCUCGGCGAUGGCUGUGAUGCACAAGACUCGCAAACUGCAGAGGACAAGAUGAAAAUGAACUUCGUGGGGAAUACAUUUCUUACCAGGCAGCUGUUCGCAUGCAUGCCCAAGUACUUGUAUGCCAAGAAGGACCUGCCCCUUCACAAACUUAUCAAUAUCUGGGCAGAAGAUUUUGCGAAACUCUUCUACGAUGGCCUGGAGAUCCGCAGCGGCGGCUGCACGCAGACAUGGCGGGUUUCUCUAUGGGAUUUCAAGCUGACUGGAUCUGAUGCCAGAGGUCUGGACAAGAACCUGGAAUUCUUGUUUCAGGAGAUGAAGCAAUUUUCUGCUGAUCGAGGUCUCUACUUGCAUAUGAAUAACCUCACUGCGAAGGGACUGUUGGGGAUCAGCUCGUCAGCAGACUUCCCUGUCGGGCAGUGGUUCAAAGGUGCCGAUACCACAUUCGUGCUGAAAUUUCUGAUCUGGAAGUACGAGGCUCUACAAGAGUCAGGUGCCCUGGAGGGCCACAGCGAGGCUGAGUACUUGGGUCAGAUUCUGGAGUGCCUGCGAGCCUCCGAUGGCUUCCUCAGCUGUUUGUAUAAGGCAGGGUUGUUCUUGAACAAACGUCGCCUUAUCAAGGUUUGUCGGCUGGCCACGGCGAUGGUUACCUUAUAUACCCAAAUUGCGGCCAUGGCACAUUCAAGAUCGUUGCCCCGGUUCAAAUUGACACCGAAGUACCAUAUGCUGAUGCACGUGGUGCACCAGCUGCUGGUGGACAAGGAGGCCAAUCGGUCACCCGUCAACCCUCUGGCUUAUUCAUGCCAGAUGCCCGAGGACUUCAUUAAUCGAAUUGCAACUCUGGCAAGAUCUGUGAACCCACGAUUUGUGCCCGAGAGAACCUUGUACCUGUACAAGGUCGCACUCGCAAAGGUGUGGGAGUGA
This is a messenger RNA of Symbiodinium sp. CCMP2592, 3861 nucleotides long. The record is from the annotation of a GenBank genome assembly. NCBI's taxonomy places the organism in Eukaryota, Dinophyceae, Suessiales, Symbiodiniaceae.